AUGUCUUUAACACUAUUAUUUAUAUGCCGUCGAUCAAUAAGUUUAGCAAAUUUUUUAUCAAUAAGACCAUCACUUUUACGUCCAAUUCAUUUUUCUCAAACAAUAUUUCUUGCUGAAUCAUCAACAUUAAAAUCAAAAUAUGGUUCAUUAAAACCUUCAUCAUCACCAAUUGAAAAUCCAUUUCAAGAACCAACUGAUGAAAAAUCUCGUCGUCUUAAAUUACAAGAACAUAUUCGUUUUCGAGAAAAAUUUCAAUUAGAACAAGAUUAUGAAUUCAUAUAUGCUAUGCCUAGACAACGAUUGUAUAGUUUAAUGCAUUUAAUAUGUACAUGUGGUAGUAUAGGAAUGUUAACAUUUAUUAUAAUUCAUUUUCAUCGUGAAAUGCUUGAUAUGGAACCAUUAGUUGAUGAUAUUAAUAGAUAUAUACCACCAUGGAUUCUUUAUUCAAUUGCAACAAUGAUUGGUUCAACAUUUGGAAUAUUAUUAAUUGUUCUUUCUCGAAUGCCAUUUCGAUUAUAUUAUUCACCUGUUCGUCAUUCAUAUGCAUUAUUUUAUCAUCCAGUUAUAGGUGUAUUACCUAAAAAGAAAAUUUUAUUUCGUGAUAAUCAAUAUAAAAUAAUACCACAAAAAUUAGAUAGUGUUGAAUUACCACAACGAUCUAUUAAAAUUCGUCUAGAAUUUGGUGAAGGUUUAUUUAAAACAAAAAAGAGUUUUUAUUUAGUUGAAUCAUUAUUUCGUUCAAAACGUGAUAUUCAAAGAAUUAAAAUGAAUGAUAUUAAAAAUGAUGAAACAAUAAAUAAUGAGAAGAAAAAUCCAAUACAAGAAGAAACUGAUAUUUGGCAAACAGUCGUUGAAAAAAAAGAUCAAUAUGAUAGUAAACAAAAACCAUUAAAAAGAAGGACUUUUAUGUAA
Rotaria sordida is the source of this 912-nucleotide messenger RNA. Lineage: Eukaryota; Metazoa; Rotifera; Eurotatoria; Philodinida; Philodinidae. The record is from the annotation of a GenBank genome assembly.